Podospora bellae-mahoneyi is the source of this 1197-nucleotide messenger RNA. Its product is annotated as alpha-tubulin. The record is from RefSeq and is a predicted model, not a curated record. Gene Ontology annotation, cellular component: microtubule; cytoplasm; nucleus. Gene Ontology annotation, molecular function: structural constituent of cytoskeleton; GTP binding. NCBI's taxonomy places the organism in Eukaryota, Fungi, Ascomycota, Sordariomycetes, Sordariales, Podosporaceae. The coding region runs from base 1 to 1197 and encodes 398 amino acids. The transcript is spliced from 3 exons. Gene Ontology annotation, biological process: nuclear migration by microtubule mediated pushing forces; mitotic cell cycle; microtubule cytoskeleton organization.
AUGUAUGCCCAAGCAGGAAAUGGCAAAUAUGUUCCCCGGACAAUCUACUGCGAUCUCGAGCCCAACGUCGUCGAUGAGGUCCGCACUGGUGCCUACCGUGGCCUCUUCCAUCCCGAGCACAUGAUUACCGGAAAGGAGGACGCCUCCAACAACUAUGCCCGCGGUCACUACACUGUCGGCAAGGAGCUUAUUGAUCAGGUGCUCGACAAGGUCCGCCGCGUGGCCGAUAACUGCAGUGGUCUUCAGGGUUUCCUCGUUUUCCACUCCUUCGGUGGUGGUACCGGUUCCGGUUUCGGUGCUCUGUUGAUGGAGCGCCUCUCGGUUGACUAUGGCAAGAAGUCAAAGCUCGAGUUCUGCGUCUAUCCUGCCCCCCAGACCGCUACCUCUGUUGUUGAGCCCUACAACUCUAUUCUCACCACCCACACUACCCUUGAGCACGCCGACUGCUCCUUCAUGGUCGACAACGAGGCCAUCUACGAUAUCUGCCGUCGCAACCUUGGUCUCGAGCGCCCCAACUAUGAGAACCUGAACCGUCUCAUUGCUCAGGUCGUUUCUUCCAUUACCGCCUCGCUCCGUUUCGAUGGCUCCCUGAACGUCGAUCUCAACGAGUUCCAGACCAACUUGGUCCCCUACCCCCGCAUCCACUUCCCUCUGGUUGCUUAUGCCCCCGUCAUCUCGGCCGCCAAGGCUGCCCACGAGGCCAACAGCGUCCAGGAGAUGACCAUGUCUUGCUUCGAGCCCAAUAACCAGAUGGUCAAGUGUGACCCCCGCAAUGGCAAGUACAUGGCUACCUGCUUGUUGUACCGCGGUGACGUCGUCCCCAACGACGCCCACGCUGCCGUUGCCACCCUCAAGACCAAGCGCACCAUCCAGUUCGUCGACUGGUGCCCUACCGGUUUCAAGCUUGGUAUCUGCUACCAGCCCCCCCACCAGGUGCCCAACGGCGAUCUGGCCAAGGUUAACCGUGCUGUCUGCAUGCUUUCCAACACCACCGCCAUUGCCGAGGCCUGGUCCGCUCUCUCUCACAAGUUCGAUCUCAUGUACUCCAAGCGCGCCUUCGUCCACUGGUAUGUUGGUGAGGGUAUGGAGGAGGGUGAGUUCUCGGAGGCUCGCGAGGAUCUUGCUGCUCUUGAGCGCGAUUACGAGGAGGUUGCUGCCGAUUCGAUGGAGGGUGAGGAUGUCGAGGCCGAGUACUAA